AUGGUGGAGAGUCGGACCCAUGUACAGAGGGAAGGAGUGUACUGCUGGUUCUCCUCACUCACCUCUGCCCAAAGAGCCGAGUUCCUGUGUGGCCUGCUGGACCUCUGUGUGCCCAUCGAGCUUCGCUUCCUCGGUUCCUGCCUGGAAGAUUUGGCCCGCAAGGACUACCAUUCGCUCCGGGAUGCAGAAAUCAAAGCGAACAACCCCGCGGAUUUAUCCGGACUCACCAAUAUUACGGACGAGGUGGUGCGGAGUAAACUGUUGGUGUCUCUCGCCCUGCUCGGCUCGGACAACCGGGAGGCGGCGGGGGUCUUGUACCAGACCUUAACGCACAUUGACACGGUGAUCAACAACUACGGUCUGGCCUUGAACGACGGAAGGGCCGAGGAGCAGUUUCUCUUGCUCUUCACCAUGGCAUCAAACCACCCUGCUUUCAGCUUCCACCAGAAACGGGUUCUGAGGCAGCAGCUCCUUCACAUCCAGGACGUCCUGCAGAAUAAAACCAGGGAAACUGGUACGACCCCUGUUCUGGGAUCCGAGGUGAAAACUGUGAAAGUAGCCCAUUCGGUCGGCCAGGAACCAAACCCUCCUCACCUGGAUCUCGCACCUCCUCAUCACCUUCCUCCUCCUUCAGCUUCAGGGCAGGGCCAGGAAGCUGCAGGACAAACUAAGAUUCAUCAGGCAAAAAGAGGGACAGUGGCAGUUGACAGAGUUGCACUGCGAGGAGUGACGCACAAGUUUGAAGACAAAAGUGAUUAUAUUUUUGAGGUCAGCUGGUCUGAUGGCUUUGUCUCAUCAGUUGUCCGAAGUCAACAGGAAGUGACUGAGCUACUUUCACAGUUGUCACAGGCCUUUCCUGAUGAGCGAAUGGAGAAGCUCUUGUCUAGUGAGUCUGACGCCAGAUGUCUGACAGUGUUGCCCAGCCAUGUCCUCCAGCACCACAGCGUCCAACUCUUCUUCACCUCCACCAGACCUCUAUCACCCAAACCCCAGUCCCCCCUCUCUUCCUUGCUCCCCAAUAUGCCUUCCUCUCCUCCCACAGCUCCUGUCAUCCCAACCUACCCAUUCACUUCCAACAAUUCUAGCUCAUCUAGCUGUAUGAUGCAGUACAGAGGGACCGGCAGGGCGGUGUACAGAGUGGCCAGUGUCCAGCCUGUUGUCAGCACUCAUAAUUCUGCCUUGGCCUGCUCCUCCCCUCACCUCUCUUCUCUCCCUCCCUCACAUCCUUCUCCACAACACUCCCCUCAGCUGUCCUCUCUCCCUCCCACGGUGCCACCCUUGCCCACACAGGGCUUCCUCGCCGGCAGAGGUGACGCUUCCUCCCAGCCGCACUCCCAAAGCAAACCAUGUCCUUCACUUCAACAGCACACGUAUUCUGACCCUCAGCAGUCCUCAUUUUACCCGUUGCAACUACAGACCAGCUGUCACCUCGGUGCCCAAGCCCCGCAUUUGCCCCAUUCUCAGUCCCUUUCGUAUUCACUAUCUCAGUCCCGUACCCAGCACCACGCACAGUCUCCAUCACAGUUGCAGGUGAACACACCAGAGCAGAACGGCAUCUUGGAUUGGCUGCGCAAGCUUCGCUUACAUAAAUACUAUCCGGUGUUCAAACAGCUGACAAUGGAGGAGUUUUUAGCACUGACAGAGGAAGACUUAAACAAGUACGACUUAACCCAGGGAGCAAAGAAGAAACUCAAGACUCAGCUGGAGUUACAGAAGUCAGCAGACCGGGAGAUGAAGAUAGAGAAACGGACAUGUAGUGGUAUUGCUAGAGUUACGCCAUCCAGUCAUAUGGGAUCCUCGACCCACACCUCAACCGCAGUAGAGCUGCGAGUGGAGCUGGACACAGUGCUGCACCAUCACCCCGUCCACACAGACAGCAGCUCAUCCUCAGGCUACUCCAGCUCUUCUUGUUCCCCAAGAACACCAUUCUGCUCUGACUCCACUCAGGACAGGAGCAGAGAUAUUUACAGGCCUACCAAUGUCUCUGUGUCUCCUGUUUGUGUGCCAGGUCCAGAUACGGGAGCAGGCGGUCAAGAAAAGGAGCGCUCGUGCAUUUUUGUCCUGAACUCUAGCUGCCCCACAGGUCCCAGUCGCCCUACGGCACAGGUCCUUCCUGUCCAGACGGACCCGGCCGCUCUCGUUGUCCCAUCCUGCUCUUCCCACCUGCCAUUCGCUCUGUCUCACUACCACCCGCAAGGCAGCUAUCCUCAAAGCCCUCUCUCGAACCAGGCCCGUAUUCUGUCCUCCCCACGAAAGCCAAGGCCACCCCCAAUAUGCGCAGAGGACAGGACUAAAGCGCAGGCCUCGGGCCCGCCCGGUACAGGCAUGAGCGUAAAGUUGGAGAACCUCCUCCCCAGGCUCAAGCUCAAGGCGGAUGCCUCCACCUCUCUUCGUGACAGUGAAGGCUGUCUCAGUUUUACGGGGGCUUCGGUGGGUCUGAUGGUUGAGACCAGUUGUGCUCUGACCUCCACCUCAAACAGCCUCCAUCACGUGUCGCAACCGCCACUCCACUUUCACCUCUCCUCUUCUUCAUCCUCAUCUCCAUCCAUAUACUACUCGUACCCACCUACAUUUUCCUUUGCUUCUUUCGUCACCUGUAGUCCUUCCACAAAAUCCCUCUCACAAACUGCGAGCUCAGGUGGUGCCGGUGUCUCGGUUUCCAUGGCGACUGCAAGCAGUGUUCCUAUCGCCGCAGUGCCCAGCAACAUCUACUACCCUCAGCAAUCCACCCCGGGCCUCUCCGGCUCCUCAAGCGCUCUUUUGGAUCAGAGUCCAAGCCACAGCCACUCCGUGUGCGUUUGCAGUUCAUGCGGAUGUCGGGGCAACUGCGGAGCAUACGGCGCCUCGCCCGGUUACUUACCUGGAUCCAGCUACUUGCAGCCGUUGUCAGCCAGCUCUGUCUUUACCCUGGGCCCUCUGCUCCAUCUCGGCCCCCUAUUGGCCACGUCAGGCGCCACGGGCACUGCUAGCGCGCCCUUUUCCUACGCAGUGAUGGCGCCAUCUCCCCUCUACUGCCAGAGCCCUGGCUCACAUGACCGGCAAAAGGCCUUUAGCUUCUACCAGCCUCAUGGUAUCGUGGGAAACGGGGUCCAAAAGCGAAUAGCGGGGAGCCUUUCUUGUUACAACUGCGGCGGUCACGGGCACAGAGCAGAGGACUGCAAACAACCACCCAUGGAGUCGUCACAGCAAGAAGAUGGAACCGAGGGGGAGAAUGUAGAUGAUGAAGAGGAGCGGCCCCAGGACAGAGCCCUGGGGCACGCCAGCGGAGACAGGGAGGGAACUGGAUUUAUGGGGGCCAAGUUUGACAAAUUGUGUGCGGUUGGACAGGUAGGAAGUGAACCAGGAAAGGUGUGUGUGGGUGAUACCAAUGGAGGAGAGUCGGUCGAGAAGGAUUGUACGGGAAAUUGUGUCGAAGGCGGCAGUGAGGUCGAGGAGGACGAGAAUUGA
Messenger RNA from Nerophis lumbriciformis (worm pipefish), 3447 nucleotides. The record is from RefSeq and is a predicted model, not a curated record. NCBI's taxonomy places the organism in Eukaryota, Metazoa, Chordata, Actinopteri, Syngnathiformes, Syngnathidae.